CAAGAUGACCAAACAUUUAGUUACCAACCUAUGCAACUUCCAUAAUGUGCCUGUGCCAGCUGGAGUCAAUAAAUUAGAUGAUGCUCUUCCUUCAAGGAGUUACAGUGAGGACAAUGACAUGGAAGAUGAGGAGGAAGAAGAGGAAGAAGAAGAGGAGCAACAGGAGGAAGAUUGUUUAGACCAUUAUGAGAUGGAAGAAGAACCAAGUCAUUUGGCAGCUGACAAGAAAGAUGAAGAGAUUGACAGUCAAAAUAUGGAAAUAUUAGAAAGAAUAAAAUUGAAUCAAAGGAGAGAUUACUUGAAGGGUGCUGUAUCUGGGUCUGUGCAAGCAACAGAUAGGUUAAUGAAAGAAUUACGCGAUGUAUAUAGGUCUGAUAGUUACAAAAAAGGUGUCUACCAAGUGGAUCUAGUCAAUGAUAGUCUGUAUGAUUGGAAUGUUAAGUUAAUGGCGUAUAGUGUAGAUCCAGACAGUCCAUUACAUAGUGAUUUACUUACAUUAAAAGAAAAAGAAGGCAAAGAUCAUAUCUUGCUCAAUAUGACCUUUAAAGAAAAUUUUCCCUAUGAACCACCGUUUGUGCGAGUGGUGUUUCCAGUUCUUACUGGAGGUUAUGUGCUCGGCGGUGGCGCAAUUUGUAUGGAGCUGCUAACAAAACAAGGCUGGAGUAGUGCGUACACAAUAGAAGCUGUAAUCAUGCAAAUAUCAGCAACAUUAGUGAAAGGAAAAGCUAGGAUACAGUUUGGAGCAUCUAAAGUCAGUGUGAGCUGGUUUACACCUCCAAAGGAAGACGGAUAA
Messenger RNA from Saccoglossus kowalevskii, 793 nucleotides. RefSeq names its product ubiquitin-conjugating enzyme E2 Q2-like. The record is from RefSeq and is a predicted model, not a curated record. NCBI's taxonomy places the organism in Eukaryota, Metazoa, Hemichordata, Enteropneusta, Harrimaniidae.